AUGGAAUCUACCGGAAGUCACAAGGCCCUUAAAGCAUUGUUGAGGUCAUUGGCAGAUCUUCAGGAAGAGUUACUUUUCCAGUACCCAGACACUAGAUAUUUAGUAGACGGGACAAAGCCCAAAGCAGAAAGUGAGGAGGAGAUUUCCAGUGAAGAUGAAGAUCUAUUAGAAGAGAAGAAGAAGCAGAGAAGGGCCCCACCAAAGAGGAAGCUGGAAAUGGAGGACUAUCCCAGCUUUAUGGCAAAGCGUUUUGCUGACUUUACAGUCUACAGGAACCGCACACUUCAGAAGUGGCAUGAUAAAACCAAGCUGGCUUCUGGAAAACUGGGGAAGGGUUUUGGUGCCUUUGAACGCUCAAUCUUGACUCAGAUCGAUCAUAUUCUGAUGGACAAAGAAAGAUUACUUCGAAGGACACAGACCAAGCGCUCCAUCUACCGAGUUCUUGGCAAACCUGAACCGGCAACGCAGCUUCUCCCGGAGAGUUUGCCAGGACAACCGGAGGUCCUUCCUCAAGCCCCUGCCAAUGCCCACCUGAAGGACUUGGAUGGUGAAAUCUUUGAUGACGAUGACUUUUACCACCAGCUCCUUCGGGAACUCAUAGAACGGAAAACCAGCUCCUUGGAUCCCAACGAUCAAGUGGCCAUGGGAAGGCAGUGGCUUGCGAUCCAGAAGUUACGAAGCAAAAUCCACAAGAAAGUAGAUAGGAAAGCCAGCAAAGGAAGGAAACUCCGGUUUCAUGUCCUCAGCAAGCUACUGAGCUUCAUGGCACCUAUUGACCAUACUACAAUGAAUGAUGAUGCCAGGACUGAGUUGUAUCGAUCUCUUUUUGGGCAGCUCCACCCUCCUGACCAAAGCCAAAGGGACUGACCGCACCUGCCACUCUUGCUACAGGCCCGAGGCGGGAACCCAGACACACGGACAGGCGGACACACCGUGCGCCGGCUCGCCAGCCCCAAACACAGGAAGCUGUCAGCCCAUGACUUUGGGCUAGCUGGGGAGUCCUGGGCAGGUGGGGGAUUUAGAGCACAUGCCUAAUAAGACCCAGGAAGCCUGGAGUCAAGUGUCCAUGUCCCCCAUGCUUCAGUUUGCUGGGGACCCGCGCCCCACGCUCGUUCACCAUCACAAAUAAACCGUGUUGUUACGGCCA
This is a messenger RNA of Lontra canadensis (Northern American river otter), 1147 nucleotides long. RefSeq names its product apoptosis antagonizing transcription factor (gene AATF). Gene Ontology annotation, cellular component: nucleus; nucleolus. Lineage: Eukaryota; Metazoa; Chordata; Mammalia; Carnivora; Mustelidae. Gene Ontology annotation, biological process: regulation of transcription by RNA polymerase II. The transcript has 9 exons. The record is from RefSeq and is a predicted model, not a curated record. Bases 1 to 867 code for a protein of 288 amino acids.